Molecule: messenger RNA, 1560 nt
Organism: Penicillium expansum
Lineage: Eukaryota; Fungi; Ascomycota; Eurotiomycetes; Eurotiales; Aspergillaceae
Product: AATF family protein
Exons: 3
Coding region: 1-1560 (519 amino acids)
Biological process (GO): maturation of SSU-rRNA from tricistronic rRNA transcript (SSU-rRNA, 5.8S rRNA, LSU-rRNA)
Cellular component (GO): nucleus; nucleolus
Source: RefSeq, a predicted model, not a curated record
AUGGGCAAACCACGCGCAGCUCGUUCCCUAGCUGAUCAGCUUGCUGAUUUUGAAGAUCCAACUCCUAAAGAUUUCGAUCCCGAGGAUAUCGAUAAUGGCCAACAAUCAAGCGAUGAUGAAGGUGAAGAUCAAGAAGAAGUGAACACAGGCAGAGAGCACUACCAGACUGUUGGGAAAGCAAAGCUCCGCAAAGAUGACCCCCUCCCCCUGGGGAAACAAUAUGAUGGUGCCCGGGUCAGCCGGGCAGCGCUAGGCGCUGAAAGUGAUGAAGACGAAGAUGACGAGGACUCAGACAUCUCGUCCGGCUCCGAAGAAUUUGCCAGCGGCGACGAUGCCCUUGCCCAGGAGAGUUCUGAUGAGGACACGGAGGGAGGCGAGGAUGACGACGAAGAAGAGAGCGAAGAGGAUGACGAGGAUGAAAGUGAGGAUGCCGAUGAGGUAGUGCACAAGCACUCCAAGAAGACCCGCCAAGAUGCCCGACAUGGCGACACAACCGGACCGUCUGGUGACCGCGACGAGAUCCGGAAACUAAUGGCGACGGAUCAGAAAACUAUUGCUGCGACAAUCUCCUCGGCAGCCAAGGCUGAUGCUACGAAGGGAAAGGCUGUCAAGCAACAACGUACCACUUUUGAUGCGCUCCUUAACGCGCGGAUGAAGCUUCAGAGCGGAUUGACCUCUAUCAACGGUAUUGCUGCUGUCUUGGGCUCCAAGAACGAAGCAGAUGGAGAGGACCCGAUGAACGACGACGAGGAAGUUGUUGACGAGGAAGCAAUCAAGUCGGCGGAGUCAGCUGCGCUGGCGUUGUGGUCGACUCUCGAAGGGUUACGUACUGCCCUAGCCGAUGCUACCGCCAAAGAAGGCAGCAAAAAACGCAAGCGACCCUCCCCCGCCUCGCCUACUACCAGCUCUGCCUCGCUAUGGGAACGCAUGGCUGAAUUGGAGUCCGAGUCCAUUUCGCACCGUCGUUCCGUUCUCGACAAGUGGUCCUCGAAAGUUCGCGGCACUUCUGCAUCUCUCCCCAACGCUAGAGGCAAAUUACUUGGUUCUACCUCCGGUCGCCAACAGACCAUCACAGCCGUCCUCGAUGCCCAAGUCGCCACAGAAAUUGGAGAACGACCCUCCAAGCGUUCGCGCACAUCUGAUCAACAAGAACCUCUCUACGAUGAUGGGGCGUUCUACCAGUCCCUUUUGCGUGAUCUUGUUGAGCAGCGCAUGUCCUCAACCGAUUCCAUGACCAGUGGCUUUGACAACCUGCACCAGCUGCCCUCUCGUUUGCCGAUUCACCCCAUCACCGGUAUGCGCAACGAUAAGGUGAAGCGAGACAUUGAUACCCGUGCUUCCAAGGGCCGAAAGAUGAAGUACAAUGUGCAUGAAAAGCUUCAGAACUUCAUGGCUCCUGAUGACCGUGGUUCCUGGUCUACGCGCGCACGGGAUGAGUUCUUUGCUUCUCUGCUCGGCAAAACGGCCAGUGGUUUGCUCGGUGAAGGCGAUGAGGGUGCCAGCGAUGAAGAGGAUGAUGUUGAUCGGGAGGAAGGUGGCCUGAGACUGUUCCGGAACUAG